AUGGAUCCUGAGAACGGCCGUCGAACCGUAGCCGAAAAGGAGGCUCAAAUCGGCACUGGCAACGUUGCCGGAAUCACCUUCGGCGUCGAUAAGUGGAAGUAUCCUUACAAUGCCACCGUCGAGCACACGAUGGAGUUUAACCGACGAAAGAACGGCGGCUUUGGUGUCACUAAUGACGUAGCUGAGUCUGUUUUCGGCCCAAACCCAACCAAAUCUGCUUGGGAUGAAGGACCAGUCCGCGGCGUCCUCUCCUGGUUCGGAAUGGACGAAAUGCUCGGUCGAGGCGACUCUGGCGCUAGCUACGUUUCCUUCAUGCCUUCUGCCGAGGAAUUUAGAAAGAAUUCUCCUCCCCUCCCCCUCGUUUCCAAAUACACGAUCGGCUGGGGUGUCUUUGGCGCUGCACACGCUCUCUCCCUCCGUUACCAGAUGCGACUUCCCUUCUACGCCGCAAUCCAUAGAACUGCAUUCACCAUUGCCGCUUACGCCUGGCUCGGUUACCAGUACCAGAAGUUCGUCUACAUGCGAUCUCUUGGCGAGUUCAAAUACGCUCUUGACUUUGCUGAUCGACAUUCCGACAUUAUCUACAAACAGGAGUCAUCGAAAUUCGGCGAUCCCGAAAUCCUCGAACACUACGUCAAACUCUGCGGAAAGGGCCACCAAGGCUAA
Oikopleura dioica is the source of this 666-nucleotide messenger RNA. The record is from the annotation of a GenBank genome assembly. Lineage: Eukaryota; Metazoa; Chordata; Appendicularia; Copelata; Oikopleuridae.